Molecule: messenger RNA, 2027 nt
Organism: Phyllopteryx taeniolatus (common seadragon)
Lineage: Eukaryota; Metazoa; Chordata; Actinopteri; Syngnathiformes; Syngnathidae
Gene: faah
Product: fatty acid amide hydrolase
Exons: 17
Coding region: 186-1970 (594 amino acids)
Biological process (GO): fatty acid catabolic process
Molecular function (GO): amidase activity; fatty acid amide hydrolase activity
Source: RefSeq, a predicted model, not a curated record
AUAUGAAUGUCUUCAAGGACAAGCCGCAUUAAUCUUGAACAAAUGAGUUAAUAAACACACAAAAAGGAGAGCCAAACCCGCCUCUUAAACAUAUGACGUCCAUGGGUGGCUCCCAUUUAAAAAGUGUUGCGCACAAGAUUGCGCAGACGUAAAUUGUUUGGUAGUAGCGAACGAGGCUAGCGAAUAUGGCACAUGUCAAACAGUUUCUCGCAGGGCUGGAGCUGGACAUCCGGCCGACAGUCGCCCUUUUCGCCGGGGCUGUCGCCUGCCUCGUGGGGGCUCUGGUGGUGCGGGCCCGGGCGGUCGACGGCCACCUGGACGCUGGGAAGAAAAUUCAGCGAGCCAGAAAGCUCAGAGAUGGCAGCCUGGAGAAAGCCGAACAGGCUGUACUUCACUACAAGAACUUGCAUCCCAAGAUGGACUCCUCUUUCAUUGUGUCCUUGUCCCUUGCCGAGCUGACAAGUAAACUUCAGGAUGGCUUGCUGAAACCCGAAGAUCUGUUUUACUCCUACAUGGAAAAGGCUAUCGAAGUAAACAAAAAGUUGAACUGUUGCACCUCUAUCUUGCUGGAGAGUUUUGAGCAUCUGAAAACACUGGACCCCAACGACCGAGGUCUCCUGUACGGCGUUCCGGUUAGCAUCAAGGAGAACAUGGCGUACAAGAACUACGACUCCUCCUGCGGCGUGGUCGUUAACCUGGGCCGGCCGGCUGAGAGGGACUCUGUGAUUGUGCAAGUCCUGAAGAGGCAAGGCGCCAUUCCAUUUGUGAAAACCAACAUCUCUCAAAGCAUGUUAAGUUACGAAUGCAGUAACGUCAUCUAUGGACCGACGGUGAACCCCCACAACCUCCAAAAGACCAGCGGAGGAUCUUCCGGCGGGGAGGCAGCUCUCAUUGGCGGAGGAGGCUCCAUACUUGGCAUAGGCAGUGAUCUCGGGGGCAGCGUCCGUAUCCCCGCUGCAUUCUGCGGGAUUUGCGGCUUCAAACCAACAGUGGGGCGACUAAGCAAACUGGGUACGAAAGCUCUUUGUCCGGGGCAAAAGUCAGUGUCGACAACAGCCGGGCCCCUGGCGAAAGAUGUGGACAGCCUGGCUCUGUGUAUGCAGGCGCUGCUCUGCGACCACAUGUUUGCCCUGGAUCCAACUGUCCCUCCUGUGCCUUUUAAUGUGCAGAUGUACAAGAGCGCCAAGCCGCUGAGGAUCGGCUACAUGGAAAGCGACGGCUUCACGCAACCGACGCCGAGCAUGACCCGAAGCCUCAGAGAAGUCAGAGCUUUGUUGGAGCAGGCGGGACAUACCCUGGUGCCAUACAAUCCUCUGAGGAUCAAGGACAAUUUUGAGCUCGCUACCAAAGGCGUCUUUGCAGAUGGAGGGGCCAACCUGCUACAAAAACUGAAGGGGGGACCUCUUGAUCCUUCUCUCAAACUUCAAGUGUACCCUUUCUAUCUUCCGUGCUGGCUGAGGAAGACCCUCUCCUUCCUGAUGAGGCCUCUGUCUCCUCGUGGUUCUUUCCUCAUGCAAGCCUCCACUGGAGUUGGAUCCGUUUCGGAGUUGUGGCAGCAGCACUCGGCUGUGGAGGACUACAUUCACGAGACCUUGGCCGAAUGGAGAAGGUGCAACAUCGACGUGCUGCUCUGCCCCAUGUUCGGACCCGCAUACAACUUCUUUCACUGCGGCAGGCUUCCCUUUCCUCUGUUUUACACGGCAAUCUACAAUUUGCUCAACUUUCCUGCCGGCGUGGUUCCUGUUUCCACGGUGACGGCAGAGGAUGAGGAGGAACUGCGCCAUUAUAAAGGCUUCUUUCAGGACUUCUGGGACAAGCUUUUCAAAAAGGCAUUGUCAGGAGGCCGGGGUCUGCCAAUGGCCGUGCAGUGCGUCGCCCGUCCGUGGCAGGAUGAGUUGUGUCUGCGCUUUAUGAAAGAGGUGGAGGAGCUUGUUAAACAGAGCAGGAUGAAACGCCUGCAGGCUGACUGACACAUUUGCGUGGCGCUCCCCGUGGACUCCUGUCUAAUGUUUAUUCGGGGCCCUGUU